UGUGAGCAGAGGUGCUGUGGGGGUAACUUUUAAAUGACGUUGUCGUGUAUUUCUCCUCCUCAUAAGUUGGGUAAACACUGAAGUGCAGUUAUUUCGAACUGAGGACGGACGGAAGUAAAAAAUGAAGCUGUUGGUAUGCCUCUUUUGCGUGGUCUUAUUGACCUUCUGCACUGAUGCAAACCCCGUCAUUAAGGAGAGUUUUGCAAAGCAGCUACUCCGCACCAAGAGACAGAAGCCUGGACACCCUGAUGAACCUAUGAGGGAACACAUGCUGCAUAUGCAGAGGCUGGAGCAGAGGGCUCGGGAGACCAAUAUGGAGCAUUGGAUGAACCCUCACUGCUUCCCUCGCUGUGACCGCAACUACGGUUACCCUGUGUAACCGGCCUGCAGAGAUCUAGAGGGCGAAGACAGGAAUUCCGGCGGCGACAAAGAUGAUGAAGACCAUGAAAUAGAUUGCAGUAAAAACGAAAACACCCAGAAAUGCCGAGGAGGCCAAGGAUACGCAAUCCACGAAGACACCCACCUAAUAAUGUAGACGCAUUUUAGAUGUCUUAGAUGAUCCUACAAUCUGUAGAUUUUUUUUCUUUUUUUAAAAAAAAAAAAAAAAAAAAGAUAAAUAAACACGAAUUACGAAAUCGCAUUUUGAAUGAGACUCAUUAAUAAAAUAAAAAUGGUGUGCUAUAUUUUGAUUGUGACUGUGGUUUUUCAUCUUACGGGUUUUAGAAGUAUUUUAGUUACAUUAUGAUAUGGGUAAAAUCGAAACUACAAGAUUAAAAGUUUAAAACAGUAAUAAUGCGCAAACGGUCCAUAAACAAA
Labeo rohita (rohu) is the source of this 816-nucleotide messenger RNA. RefSeq names its product chromosome 6 C17orf67 homolog (gene c6h17orf67). The record is from RefSeq and is a predicted model, not a curated record. NCBI's taxonomy places the organism in Eukaryota, Metazoa, Chordata, Actinopteri, Cypriniformes, Cyprinidae. The transcript is spliced from 4 exons. The coding region runs from base 122 to 379 and encodes 85 amino acids.